AUUCAUUUUCCCCUUUGUCCCAAGUCAUUUGCAUAUAGUCAUACAAAUAUUCUCCGUUUCGGUUAUCGAGAGAUAUUCAUUUCCCUUUGAUGAAAUCUUGUUAUCUUGUUGUUUGCGUCUAUUAAUUGUUUGAACGAACUGCGGUUACUGAUUUUGCUGGAAACUGUAUUUGAUUUGAUUAUUGAAGCAUUUCUUUUACUUGGCGAAGCGCCGAACUAGAAGUCGUAGUUCGUCGUCAGAAUUCAAAUUUGAAAAUAGGUCUGAAAAUUGAAAAAAAAAAUUCUUCGUCUUGUUGCUAAAUACUCAAAAACCUUUCUGAGGCAAAUGUUCGUCAAAAAUGCCAAGCAUUAGAGCUCCAGCUGCAAGGAAAGCCACUACCCUUUCGGUAGCAGUGAAAUGUAGGCCAUUGACGGAUAGAGAAGGAGGGCGCGAUAUAGUUAGAGUAAACAAUGAUAAGGAGGUUGUUAUUCUGGAUCCUGACCUUUCAAAGGAUUACUUAGAUCGCAUACAGAAUCGUAGCAAAGAACGAAGAUAUGCUUUUGAUUAUGCAUUUGGACCUAAAUCUACAAAUUUGGCAAGUAUUUCAUAUUAUCCUAGGCGUCUAUGAGAAAAGUAUCCAGUCUACAAUUGCUGGGGUUAUUCAAGGCCUAAAUGCAACUGUCUUUGCUUAUGGAUCAACAGGCAGUGGAAAAACAUAUACAAUGGUUGGAACUAAAAAUGACCCUGGACUUAUGGUUCUGAGUCUUAAUACUAUAUUCAAUCGUAUCAAGAAUGACAAAAGCUCUGACGUGUUUCAAGUUACUUGCUCCUACCUUGAAGUUUAUAAUGAGGUUAUCUAUGACUUACUUGAGAAGUCAUCGGGUCACUUGGAGCUCAGAGAGGAUCCAGAGCAAGGAAUAGUGGUUCCUGGCCUUAGAUGUAUCAAGGUUAAUUCAGCUGAUAAAAUCCUUGAGCUUUUAAAUUUGGGGAACAGCAGGCGAAAGACAGAAAGCACAGAGGUCAACGAAACUUCAUCACGUUCUCAUGCAGUGUUGGAGAUUACUGUGACUAGGAAACAGAGAGACAAAUACUCUAAUCAGGUUAUAAGAGGAAAACUGGCACUUGUUGAUCUUGCUGGAAGUGAACGAGCUUGCGAAACAAAUAGUGGAGGUCAAAAAUUGAGAGAUGGUGCAAACAUUAAUCGAUCUCUUCUUGCUUUGGCAAACUGCAUAAAUGCUUUGGGGAAACAACAGAAGAAGGGGCUAGCUUAUGUUCCUUACCGCAACAGUAAAUUGACACGAAUUCUGAAAGAUGGUCUGAGUGGCAAUUCUCAAACAAUAAUGAUUGCCACCAUAUCACCAGCUGUCAGUCAGUAUCACCAUACUGUGAAUACCUUAAAGUAUGCUGACAGAGCGAAGGAAAUUAAGACACACAUUCAGAAAAACAUUGGAACAAUCAAUACUCACGUUUCAGAUUACCAACGGAUGAUCGAUAGCCUUCAAAUUGAGGUUAGCCAGUUGAGGAAGGAAUUAGCUGACAAAGAAACACAACUAAUUGCCAAGCCUUCUGAAAAGGCGUCAGAUGACGAGCUUUCUUGGCUGGACACGUUGAGCCAUGAAACCAGUGAAAAUGUCCAGGAGAGGAUAAAUUUACAGAAGGCCUUGUUUGAGAUAGAGGAGAUGAAUAUUAGCAACCAUAAUGAACUCCAAAAUCUUGAUGAUGCAAUUGCAAAACAACAGGCUGUUGAAAAGGAUGGGGCAGUCGUGCGAGCUCUUAGAGCAAGACGUCAAGUCAUUCUUGAUAAUAUUCGCGACAAUGAUGAGCUCAGUAACAAUUAUCUGAAGGAAAUUGAAGCAAAUGAGAAACGAAGGUGUGAACUCCAAGCUAUGAUUGAUGAAGCUAUUAGCAAUAAUGGAAACAAGACUUACUUGAGAGUUCUGAGUCAAUACAGGCUUCUGGGAAUUGCUAAUACUGAGCUUCAGCUAGAAAUAGCGAUGAGAGAUCAAAUAAUUCACAAUCAAAGGGAAACACAAAAGAAUCUGUGGAGUUUACUCCUUAGUCUAGGCCUUGAUGAAAAGCAGAUAACGGAUCUUGCCCUUAAACAGGGAAUAACAAUUGAAGACUGGACAAUGACUGCCCAAAUUCAAUUAUCUGAUAGAAGACAAUCACCAAACACAGGAAGUGGAACAUAUACUACCUUAUCUUCCUCUCCACCAACUUUUCAACUUGGUGCUAACGUGCCACUUGAACAAUACUUCUGUUCUGUGCCAAGUUCAUUGAGAAAUCGGAGACCACCACUUAUCCAUUGCAGAGAUGAAGACCACAGUUCUUAUUAUUUGCAUGACUAUUCCCCAUCAGAAAAUAUGACACUGAGCGAAGGCGAAAGUUGUUUCAAAGAUGGGACUUCACUUCAUGAAGUUCCUAAUAGGCAUCCUCUUGAAUUUUGCAGUUCGUAUGCACCGACAAGAAACCAAUUUUCUUCAUGCAGUGAAAGUGGCAUGUCAGUGACCCCUUCCCUUGUGGAUUUGAGGCAGCAGCAGAUGGAUGUCCAGUCAAGCUCUAUCAGGCAGCAAAUACGGCCAAGCUGCCAUGCAGAAAUAAGCAACACUGAUUACUUUCACCAUGGAACUACGAUGGUUCAUAGGGUAUCAAGGCAAGGUCGGUUUCACAGUAGCCCCUUCACCCAGAACUUUGCCUCGCUGAACUCUAAUCAUUUACAUCCAAAACUUGGGCAAUUUAACCUGCAAGAUAUGCAGGUGCUUCCUUCCUGUGAUACAACAUCAUUAAGUUCCAAUAGCCGUGAAGCUCGGCCGCCAAGAUUUUCUUAAACAAUCUAUUCUUUCAUUUGAUUCCUUUUCUCAAUUUGCCCCUCCAAUUGUACAUAAUAUAGUAUUAGAGGUUCUAUAGUCAUUUAGUGGAUUCAGUAGUUGGCAUAGAUUAUUCAAUUUAUUCGAGUCUUAUAACAAAGUAAAGACUAAAGAAUGUAGUUGUGCCGCUGCUGCAGCCUGCAGUGCAUACAGCAUACUUCAGUGGUGUGAGCUUUUGGAAGUUGACGGCAGUUGAUGAAGCAGUUAAACAUGAGUCUAAAUUUUCUGUAAGCUCUUGGAGAAAUCACAAUGCCUUGCUAAAUCAUUGCUGCUUUUGAGUGCUGCUACUCAUAUCUAUGCAUUAUCACAACAAAGAAAAAAAGAUGUUUUUUUAACUGUAUAGUAGCAGGAGUAUUUUUCUUUUAGACCAUGAUGAUGUGCCUGUCAGGUUCAGGUAAGUCUAAUAUUUGCUUCGGGAUGUGAGGGGCUGAUAUGUAAUAGUACCAAAAUUCAAAAAGCAAACUAAUGUUCCAAAUUAUCUUGAAUUAGAUACCUUUUCAAGUAUGUUCCUUCAAUUUUUUAAAUAAUAUUGAAAAAUUCAUCACCA
This is a messenger RNA of Solanum lycopersicum (tomato), 3393 nucleotides long. RefSeq names its product kinesin-like protein KIN-8B. Gene Ontology annotation, biological process: microtubule-based movement. Gene Ontology annotation, molecular function: ATP binding; microtubule binding; microtubule motor activity. NCBI's taxonomy places the organism in Eukaryota, Viridiplantae, Streptophyta, Magnoliopsida, Solanales, Solanaceae. The record is from RefSeq and is a predicted model, not a curated record.